Funneliformis geosporum is the source of this 489-nucleotide messenger RNA. The record is from the annotation of a GenBank genome assembly. Lineage: Eukaryota; Fungi; Glomeromycota; Glomeromycetes; Glomerales; Glomeraceae.
AUGAAUUUUGAUGAUUUGCUUGAAAAACAGCGUAAAUCAGAACCUAGGGUGGUUCUUGUAAUGCGCAUUUUUACGAUACUUAUCAUCUCAUCAUGCUUCAUAUCAUAUAUCACAAUUUUAAUUGUUGAUGUAAAUGAUGAAAUUCCUUCGAUUAAAACAUCAGAAGUUCCCGCGUAUCUUCAAUCCAUCCGUGGGGUUUUAUGCAGAAACAUUGUUGUGGAAUUAAACCAAAAACAGAGAAAAUUAAGAGAAUCGUUGUCUAUUUUACCGUUAAUUGAUUCUUCUUUAUAUGAUCACACAGAUACAGCGGAAGAAAUUUCUGUAGAAGAAUUCUAUCAGAUGAAAGGAAGAUUGAAAUCUUUAGAAAAGUUAUUAAGAGAAUAUGUUAUUGAUGUAAAAUAUCUACAAAGCAUUGAAAAAAAUAAGCAGAAACCAGAAAUGGGUGAAACUUCUUCAAAAAGAUCAAUUCGUUUCCUGUUUAGUCGGUGA